AUGCGCCUGGCUGAGAAGAAAUUGAGGGAUGCCAGGGCUCUCGCGCUCAAAUUCGCGGAGGCUGAAGAAGCCGCCACUACAAGCUCCAAGACAGACGAGCCUACAAUACCGGACAUUAGUAUUCUAGAUCUUGAACUGGAGCCUUUAAAUGAGCUGACGACGUUCUUAGACGAUAUGACCGCGGUGCCGGAAGAUGACCGAUCCACACCGUCUUUGCCUGGCCCCGAUGAUAAAGAGGACGAGACAUUAGAGGAGACGGUUGAGGACGUCGAUAUGGAGGGCACUGAACAAGAUCUCCAUCCGCCCUCCCCUUUCACGUACAUUCCUCUGCCAGACAGAGAUCCCCCAGCUGAAGAGAGUGAUCUCAGGCCACAAAAGAGCCAAUUCCAUGCGCCUCCAACGCCGGAAAGCUUGAACCACGAUGUUGAUCCAGUCCUUGCAUACAACGACCCUGGGGUUGGGAAUCCCGAAAUUCCAGACCAGCAAGAUAUGCGAGAUGAUCUCACUUACCAAGGCCAACGACAACCGCCAGUAGGGAUGCGGAUCAGUCAUGCGCUCAACUUCCUUGCUGAUGAAGACAUUGACCGCUGCGUCGACUGGGAAAAGAAAGUCGAGGAGGUUGAGAAGUUUCUUCUCUUCGCCGAGGCAAACGACAAGGGAAACUGGGCCUUUGCCGAUCUGGGCGACAACUCGAAGAAGAUGGUUGAGGACGGCCUGAGCCGCGUGCGCGCCCACAGGCUCUUCAACAAGCACCAUUAUGGCGAUCAUGCAGAAGUGCGCCCUCUUGAUCCAAGCUCAGUGCCGAAACCAGCCACCCGUCUGGUCCCUGUCCCAGGCAUCUCCAUCGAGCUGGCACCCAAGAAGAAUUUGGACAAGGAACGAUAUCCCCGUCAUCACCUGCAUCGACCCGAAACCCCGGUGAAUCAGAUGUACUUGGACAGUGAGGAUCGCAGGGCCAAGCGAGAGCAUUACGUCCCGCUCAUUGCGCAGGAUGAAGACGCGUGGUUCCAGCUUCCCAGCGACCAGCAGCCUGCGGACAAACCGCUCUCGAACCUCUCAUAUAUUGAGAACAAGAUGUAUGAAGACUGUAGUGCCGCUAACAGCGGGUGGGUUUUCGGUUUCCAAGUCGACAAAGGGGUCAAAUACUGGCUUCCGGAUGGAACGCCGCUGAAUGACAGUGCUGAGCACUUUGCGAAGGAGCGCGGUGCUAGGCGUGCCGGCUUCCAGAAGGCUCUGCGUGCUUUCACGAAUGAAGAAAACCGGGCAGCGGAGACUCCCUGGCGCAGACUCGUGCUUCCACUCACGGCAAAGGAGGUAGAAGCGGCCAAGGCUCAGGCAACAGAUCGUGGACUGCACCCCCUUGGACUCGCACCGACGCAGCUGCCCAAGCUUGCUAGUCUCGAAACAUUCCCAUAUACCUUCUGGAUGGAGCAGUACGGGCGCGUGCAUCGUCUCUACAGUGAGCGGGCGCGGCAGAAGACGAUCGCGGAGGAAAGCCACAGGCGCGGGUGGGCUAGCCUGCCGAGUCGAGACAAUGCGCCGUAUGUCUUCAGAGGCGUUGAUGCGAACACGCAGUAUGAGCAGGAUAUGUACCCCAAGAUGAAGACUGUCAUCAAACUGUUAGAGAGAGAGGAGAAAAUUGCGCCGAGACCGUUAUUGACAGCUGUUAUGAAGUCGUUGAAGCUAGGUUUGAAUGGGGAAGCGGCGCCAGGCGACUUGAAAUUUCGAUCAUUGGACUGGAAGGUUCGCGGGAAGGAGUUGAAGGACCUUGCUGAGGCCGAACUCAUGUGGCUCAAGUUUCUCACUCAGGGCUCUAUUCAUCAUCAUAUGAUUGAUGAGCUCUCGCCGAGAGCGGCUCUCUACUUGACUUUUGCGGACAGAUUGAUGAGAUUGAUGGACGAUAUCAGUGAGACUGCACUUUGGCCUGAUCUCGAGACCAAGGUCUCUGUCGAGGAUUUACUGAACAAGAUGCACGAAAGCCUCGAUGGUCCCAUCAAAAAGACGCAGUUCUAUGUCCAUGAUGCUUUGAUGUGGCUAGAUAGAUUGGCAAAUGCUGGAAGGUGCAGGUGA
Messenger RNA from Phaeoacremonium minimum UCRPA7, 2070 nucleotides. RefSeq lists its product as hypothetical. The record is from RefSeq and is a predicted model, not a curated record. Lineage: Eukaryota; Fungi; Ascomycota; Sordariomycetes; Togniniales; Togniniaceae. Bases 1 to 2070 code for a protein of 689 amino acids. The transcript has a single exon.